AUGCCUGGCUUCCGCGAAUCACUCCGAAGUUUCUUCUCGCGCAGCUUCUGCCGACGAAAGCACCGACAAGCCCGACGAGACAAGCUGGGGCCGUCCAGUCCCAGUCUCAGUCCGCAAACGACGACAACGUCAUCACGCACACGCACACGAACACCCACACUAUCCACGCAGCCAACAGCAACAGCAACGAAUGCCCCGUCGCGAGACCACUGUCUCCACUGCGAAUGCGAGUUCGAAUCGGGCUAUGGCGCGCCGUUCCGCCCGUGUGAACACACCGGCAUGCACUACAGAUGCGCGCGUCUCCUGUUCCGGUUCCAGCAGAAGGUCUCGUGUCCGACGUGUGGCGCUACGUUGGAUCUGACCACCGAGGUCGACGAUUCGUGGCGUAGUCGGAAGAGUGUCGAUUCGAGAAUGGCGGGGGAUAUAGUGGGUGGAGAGGGAUACGGUGGCGUCGCCAGGGUCGAGCGGCCGACAACGAUGAAUAAAAGCACAACGAUAACGUAA
Tricharina praecox is the source of this 504-nucleotide messenger RNA. RefSeq lists its product as uncharacterized. The record is from RefSeq and is a predicted model, not a curated record. The transcript has a single exon. Lineage: Eukaryota; Fungi; Ascomycota; Pezizomycetes; Pezizales; Pyronemataceae. Bases 1 to 504 code for a protein of 167 amino acids.